UGUUGCCGACACGUAACCACAAUUUCACCCAACACCGACCCUCUUUUUCAUGAUGUUUACAAGGAGAAUGAUACGACUCUUCUUUGCUUUUAGAUGCAUCACCAUUACAAAAAUUGUCUUAAUUAUCAUAUAUAUAUUAUUGACACACGAAGAGAGAGAUAUGUGUAAGAGACUAAUUUGGCGUUGCCCACCAACCUAACUUCCCUUCUACUUCAUCAACAACUCGUGUCCACUUUCUCACACUAACUUUGGUUCAAGAUUAUAAUUAUAAACACGCCUCCCGCGUGAAUAGACACAACGCAACCAUCAUAAAAACAUCAUAAGAAGAAGAACUCUUCUGGUUUCACUCCCGAUUUGGAAUGGAGAAGAAGGCCAAUCAUGGAGAUGAUGGGCAUGAGAGUGUUCCUCCUAUCCAUAGCCAAGUCGUAAAGAUCAAAAGGGAGUUUGAGAAGAUACAACACCCGUCACUAAAGCAGCCUGAGAUGCCGUUGGUGCUCCGUGAGAUCAUGGGUCCACGGCGUUCCCGUUCUCCCCUCGGUUUAGGAGAGCGAGAGAGAUCCAUCCCCGUUGGGAAUUGAUAACAAAAAGAGAGAGAUAGAGAUAGGUGAUCCUCUGUGUAUUGGGGUUUCUCUUUAUCUUUCAAUGUAAAUAUCUUUGGUUAAUAUGAUGAGUCUUCUGUUUAAUAUCCUCAAA
Messenger RNA from Arabidopsis lyrata subsp. lyrata, 693 nucleotides. RefSeq lists its product as uncharacterized. The transcript has a single exon. The record is from RefSeq and is a predicted model, not a curated record. NCBI's taxonomy places the organism in Eukaryota, Viridiplantae, Streptophyta, Magnoliopsida, Brassicales, Brassicaceae. Bases 360 to 578 code for a protein of 72 amino acids.